Molecule: messenger RNA, 429 nt
Organism: Pisolithus orientalis
Lineage: Eukaryota; Fungi; Basidiomycota; Agaricomycetes; Boletales; Pisolithaceae
Exons: 1
Source: RefSeq, a predicted model, not a curated record
CUGGCAGGCAGCACACUCAUCAUGUAUAACUGGCCAGCAGAUGUUAUCUUCCCAGGUGAGGAAUGCCAUGGCAAGGCAUCUGGGAAAGGGAUCUCAGACCUCACAUGUGCAGACUGUUCUAAGCUCAUUGCUGCACUUGUGGACACUAGCAAAAGCAAACUCUGCAUCCAGCACAACCCCAAAAACAAAAGUAUGUCCUCUGUCUUUUUAUGGUUGAUGAGUACUAAUGCAGCUAUAGCAAAUCUGCUCACAUCCAAGAGUCCAGUUAUCAUCAGUGCCCCACCAUCAUUUGACUCAAAACUGCCAAGGGGAAAGCAGAUCUUCUGUAGUCUUGAAGUUGACCACCUCAGACCAGCUCAACUCCUCAAUCGAUCUGCCACAUGCAUCAAGAAGACUAAGCUGAAGAAGGCCACACCUGCCAGAGGUGAU